This is a messenger RNA of Adineta steineri, 252 nucleotides long. The record is from the annotation of a GenBank genome assembly. Lineage: Eukaryota; Metazoa; Rotifera; Eurotatoria; Adinetida; Adinetidae.
AUGGAUGAAAUAAAAAAUGAAAAUAAUUUAACAAAUGUUGGUAACAAUCCACAUGCUUUGCUCAUACCCAAGGAUGUAAGUAACCAGUUACAUUUUCAAAUUCCUGUAAAUGAUAUUGUUAAUGAAAAUGAUGGAUCUUUAAAAUGUGUGGUUGACUUCACCGUUGAUGUUGCAGGUGAAAUUUAUGAACUUAUAAGACGGCAGAAGAGGAUGGAUCGAUUUAAAGAAGAAGAAUUAGGAAAACGACAAUAA